UUGUUUACCGCGCGCCACCCAGACGUCUGCCACUGAUCCGUCUCCAUUCUCCACUCCCACCACCACCACCGCCCCCUUUCCGCGCCUCCUCCUCCUCCUCCUCCCUUCUCCCCCGUUGUUGCCGUGGGGAUCCGAUUUCUCCACCUGCAGGCGGUGGCGCUCGAUCGGCAGAGCGGAGAUGGCGGCGGUGAGGGUGGACAAGGCCACCAACGAGCUGCUGCUGGGCCCCGACUGGACCCUCAACAUCGACAUCUGCGACGCCGUCAACUCCGAUCACGGCCUCGGCACUUCCUCCAAGACUUCUUCCACCACUCAGCAAUGGAGAUGGUAUGUCGAGUGGGCGCCAAAGUGGACAGAUUCAAGGGUUGCAAGAUGCUGAACCAGAAUUGCCAGGCGAAUACACAAGAAGUGAGGAUGUGUUGGGAUGUCUCAUCCUCUUGAUCGCGGAGAGGACAGUGUGCUGGGUGCAGUAGUCCCAUAUUUUGGAGGCGAUCAGCUGUCCAACAGCGGUUACGAAUAGCAUGCCACAUGAAGAUCUUGAAUUUGUUAGGAGACCAAGCUCUAGUGCAAGCAAAAGAAGUGAUUAAAGCUUUGAAAAAACGUCUUCAGCACAAGAAUGCGAAUGUUCAAUUUCUUGCUUUGACGCUUUUAGAGACUCUAAUAAAGAACUGUGGGGAUCACGUGCAUGUUCAAGUCAUAGAGCGCAAUAUACUGGAGGAAAUGAUGAAAAUUGUGAAGAAAAAGGCAGAUAUGCAAGUGAGGGACAAAAUUCUAACACUCCUGGAUUCUUGGCAAGAAGCAUUUGGGGGGCCUGGUGGAAAGCACCCUCAUUAUUACUGGGCAUAUGCUGAAUUGAAGCGAUCUGGUGUGGAAUUUCCUAACCGCUCACCUGAUGCUGCACCAAUAUUUACUCCUCCAGUCACACGUCCAGCAUCUUUACCAUCAUACCUUCAAGCAGGGUAUGGAAUGCCAUUCGAUUCUUCGUCAAGGCUUGAUGUGGCAAUGUCAUCUAAUGCAGCUUCUCUGAGCAUGCUAGACUUGGAACGUAUGCUGGGAGCUGUGGAGCUAUUAAGUGAGAUGCUGAGAGCUGUGGAUCCGAAUGAUCAGGAUGCUGUCAACGACGAAAUUAUCGCGGAACUUGUGAACCAAUGUAGGUUGGACCAAAAAAAGAUAUUGAGCUUGGUAAGUUCACUAAGGGAUGAGGAACUCUUGGGCCAAGCUCUUGAUUUAAAUGAUAAAUUACAAAUUCUGCUUGAGAAACAUGAUGCAAUGGUAUCAGGAUCUCCCGUACCAGCCGAGGUAGCAGAUGUGGUGAGUGAAUUGCCAGCAGGAACCAGUCCAAACCUAGGUGAAAAAGUUGCUCCUACAACUGCAGUUGUCUCAAUUAAUGUUUUGGAUGAUGGGGAAGAAGAUGAGGACGACGAGUUCUCUCAGCUAGCUCGCAGGAACUCAAGAUUCAGAUCCACAAGCAGCAACAGCGCCUCUUCUAGCUUAGGCACAUCUUCGUCAACGAUCCAUGAGGCAAUACCAGGAUCAGCAGUUUCUGUUCCCUCUACAACUUCUGCAUCAGUUCCGAGCAAUGCAUUGUCUCUGCCUGAUCCACCAACCCCCGUGAGGACUUCUCCAGAAGACCAGGUUAUGAGUGACCUUCUUGCACUCACCGUAUCCUCAAACUCAUCACCACCUUAUACCCCAGUAACACCUGAACCAGCCUCGAAUCAAGGUGGCUCAACAGCUAGUGACCAUCCACAGCCUUAUCAUGUAAACCAAGGGCAAGCUUCUGCACAUUAUGUCGCUCCAUGGGCGCAGCCUCAGCCUCAAACCGCAAGCAUUCAGCAACAGACACCAUCCUCGUCAUCUUUGCCCUACAACUCACUGGCUUACCCACCGCCACCAUGGGCCUCCCAUGACAGCAUCGAGUCCAACCCUUUUUUGGUAGCAUCAUCUCAGCAUCAGUCGAGUUCCAACUCGCCUAUUAGCGUGACACCAAACUUGAGGCCCCUGCAGCAAUCAAAUUCUUUUGCAGUGCCACUUCGAACUGCAAGUUUAGACUCACCAAUAAAUCGGAACCUGAAGCAACCUCUUUCUGCUGGGGCUCGCAGGCCAUCUUAUGUUUCAUCCAACAAGUUCUUCGAUGACUUGUUUGAGAGAAAUUCAGAUGGUAGCCUGAAAGUAGGCAGUGGCACGUCCAGUCCAUACAAGGCAUAGUGAUGGCUAUGGAAAUUGUUUAUCAUGCUAGAUUGUUUGCUUAUCUUAGCUUUUACUGUUAGCAUCCUGCCUGUAAGAUUGGGGGUGUUUCCCCAAUUCAUCUUAGAAUUAUUUGGUCGAUGCUUCUAGCUGCGAACUUGCUAACCUGUUAAUAAAUAAUUUACGCCAAACAAAAGCUAUAUGAAAGCAUCAGCCUAUUUGUUGGCCAAACAUUUUGAAUGGCAGAAGGUGAUUGUUCUAAA
Messenger RNA from Panicum virgatum (switchgrass), 2450 nucleotides. Its product is annotated as TOM1-like protein 6. Gene Ontology annotation, biological process: protein transport to vacuole involved in ubiquitin-dependent protein catabolic process via the multivesicular body sorting pathway. The record is from RefSeq and is a predicted model, not a curated record. The transcript has 10 exons. Gene Ontology annotation, molecular function: phosphatidylinositol binding; ubiquitin binding. Lineage: Eukaryota; Viridiplantae; Streptophyta; Magnoliopsida; Poales; Poaceae. Bases 529 to 2208 code for a protein of 559 amino acids.